GCACGUCCGAGCUACCGACUGCGCGUUCGCGCGGCGAUUUUCCGCGGGUUUUCAUCUCUCGCAAGUUCUUUUGCUCACCCUCGCGUAUCACAUUUCGCACUCAACCACGGACCUUCCUUACUUAUUAUCGACAAACAACUGAGAAAGUAAUUUUGACCACCUCGUCGAGUGCACGGUACAGUAUCCUUUACCGAUCGCUAUACUUCCGAUCGACGAAGUGCUCGACCAUUCACAAUUUCAAGAUUCUGCCGUACGGGCAUCAAUGGGCUCGCAUCGAGAAGUGAUGCGUCUGAGUUCGUGGAGGUAGCGUCGUCGCGACGCGCGGGCAGCGUCGGCGGCGGCCGGCGAGGCCGGGGGAGCGGAAAAAAGGAGAGCAGCAGCAGCGCCAGGUAGAAACGCGCGGCCGACGGCGGGGACAGACGAGGACGGAAUUCCGAUCGAGCCGGCAAAUGUGGCUCUGUGCACGGUGAGCCGCAGCUUGGGGGCCCGCGGGGCCCGCCAGGGCUCCUCCACAAAGUCAUCGCGCGUACGAAUCGCCCUGACUCAGCGCAACGUGUGCGCCGCACAGCAGUCCCAGCAGGACUCGCCUGCCGACGCCAAUUCUACCCCGGGCAGCCAACAGCAACAGACCAAUGUGCCGUCCUCGGCUAGCGCGUCCGCUCAGGGUACACCGCAGGCUCACCAGCAGCAACCCGGAAUUCCGCGCGAUCAGGGCGCCGGACAGGCUUACGAUGAGGGCCAAGGACUGGAGGAGCCGAUGGUGCUGGUGGAGCAGGGCAAUCAGUUGGGUACCUGGAUAUGCUGCGUGCCUUGCUACUGGCUCAGGCGAAGCAAGGCCGUGCACAAGGCACUACUCACUUUCGCGAUGCUACUCGUGACAAGUCUCCUCGUCACCAGUCCCGUACUCUUUCUCAUCACCACGCUGCCCGAAGGCGAUCAGCCCCGCGAAUGCGCACCUCUGGACGAGGCGUGCAUUAGAGAGCGAGACGGCCAGGAUGGCGUGUGCGACUCGCAAGCCUGCCAAGAGGCCGGUCGUCGUAUGCUCGCUUCGAUGCAACGCGGCGUCGAUCCCUGUAAAGACUUUUAUCAGUUCGCUUGCGGCGGCUUCCGCAACCGGCUACCCUAUCAGCCGGCCUCAAGCUUCGCCUCACUUCAGGAGCAAGUCGACGAUCAGAUACAGCGGAUGCUGAUGAAUGAGACAGGAAAAAUGGCGGGUGCAUUGACGAAGCUCGGCCAAUUUUAUAACAGCUGCCUUGAAUUUGAAGCAAAACCUGUGGACUUUGCACCUGUUUAUAGGAUACUAGAUGGAUUAGGUGGCUACAUUCCACCAAAAAGCGAGGGACCUUCUGACAUAACGCCUUUGAUCUCUUCACUUUUAAAAAUUGCUGGUGCUCCACUUUUUGAUCUUUAUGUUGACGUCGAUCUCUAUGACAACGCACGAAUGGCCGUUUUUUUGGAUUUGCCAAAAGUGUAUCAGUCAGAAACUCACAUCAGUGAUAUCCCGGAGGAAUCGCCGAGACAUCGCCGGGGCUUGCACAUUCUCAAUGAUGAGAAGAGGCAGAAAAGGUCUACCAUGGCUGAGAGCACGGCUUAUACUGCUAUCAAAAAUGACAGGGAAGAGAAGCGCUCGCGCAGAAUACAGAAGAUCAUUCAAGGCCUGAUACCCAGCGAUAUGGAACCCAAGGCGAGAUCUACCGAGGCCGAUCAGCUACUUCAGAUCUGUUUGGCACUCAACAAGAUAUACCCGAGAUAUAAAGACAUUUAUAAUUGGAUCGACAUUGAUCAACGUAUCUAUGAGCCUUAUAACCUUUCGUAUCUGCAAGAGAGCUUCAGUUAUAUAAGGUGGGGGAUGUUACUCAAUUCGACGGUUGACAACGUCACUGCCGAUCUGUACAAUCACGUAUCGAGUCGUGAGUACAGUAACGACGCAAAGCCUGCCUACAUAUACGUGACUACCCCUCAUUACUUUCGCAGCCUUGGCAAGCUGCUGAAUCACUUUUCCAAGAGGAUGAUCCACAAUGGAUUAUUGGUGCUGUAUGCUACGGAUGUUUUACAUGACGUUGUUAAUGUGACUGCAAGUAAGAAUUGGACCGAGACUUGUCUUAAACUUACAAAAACCACCUUUAGUGAAUCCGUCGGAACACUCUACGUUCAGCAGUACAAACCAGAUUUUCUGGAACUUCUUGUAAAUAGGAUAGCGGCAAUGUUUGAGCGCAUAAAAGAGACAUUAGCCGAGCGAAUGCUUGCGAUGCCUUGGCUUGACGAAGAAACAAGGACUCAAGCUGUUUUCAAGCUGCGUUCCUUGCGGGGAAAAUUCCAAAUUUGGCCGGGUUUCUUGAACGACAGUUGGCUAUCUCAAGAAAUGGAGGAGGUCGUAAUAGAUCGGGAUGAUUUUUUUUCGACGAUUCUUAGGAGGUUCAAGCAAAUUCGAACAUUGGAAGGCCAGACAAGAAGAAAUGCAACUCAAAAGUGGAAUCACCCAUACACAGUCAGCGCAUACUACGAAGAAUCAUCCAAUUCCAUAGUGGUGCCAGUCGCAAUGAUGACGGCUUGGUCGUGGUCAUGGGACGGAGGGCCAGCUUACGCCGUUUAUUCGACGUUAGGUUCAGUAAUCAGUCACGAAGUUCUCCAUGCCUUUGAUCUUCAUCACCGACGACUGCCACUUGAUCCCGACCCAAUCAGCGAUCAGUGGUCCUGGAUUACGCCAGAAGCCUGGCGUAGACUUGAGGUUAUGAUCGAGUGCGUCGCUAAAUUAUACGCCAGGAGCUUCUGGAAAAAGGUCAAGUUUUUCGGGAGUAGCGUUGACGUACAGUUCGAUUGGAACGUCACAAGAAAUGAGAACGUGGCGGACAUUGGCGCCCUACAGAUAGCCUAUCACACGUGGCACAUCCUAACAAACGGCAAGGAUCGAACUCUGCCAGGAUUGGAAGGGGUGCGUCCUAGCCAACUAUUCUUUAUCAGCGCCGCCCAAACUUACUGCUCGAACAUGACUGCCGAGGCCUACAUUCUCUCCGUCGAACUCGAUUACCACACACCUCAACCAGAAAGAAUAAAUGGAAUUAUGAUGAACUCCCAUGAAUUUGCUGAAGCAUUCCGAUGUACAGCAGGGUCAAAAAUGAAUCCCCCAAAAAAGUGUAAAACUUGGUGAUAAGGAAUUUAAUAACUUAAGAUGAAAUUAUAUGAAACAAGAAUAACGAAAAUGAACUUUAUUUCAAGUGGCAUGUAGCAGAAGAAAAGCAAAAAUGUCUUUAAAGAAAUCGAGUACUCAAGCACUUCGAGUUUAUUGAGUAAUGAUUCAAUCUCAAUAAAUUUAUCAAAAGUGGAGUUUAUUUGAGCAAAUAUUAAGUAAAAGUGAAGAAUUAAAAGAAGUGUUCAAUCGUCGUUGUAGAUCUUUAUUAUAUGAAAAAUUUCAAGACCAAAAAGCUUUUCCUUGUUCAGCUCCAACUAAGAAUAUCUUUUAACUAUCCUUGAAAAUGGGACGACGAAUAUUUUCUAUAAAAAUGUCCGGCUAUUGCAUACAUCCUCAUGUCGUUUUCUCUUAAUCCCGUUUAUCUAAAAAAUUUAAUUAUUUUCUUUGUGAAACUGUAGAAAAAAAUUUAUAAUAAAAAUUGUAAUUAAAGCAAUGAGUGAAGAAAUGUUAAAAGAAUUACUAAGUAAAUCCAAUAGGUCUUUGAUGUUAAUUUACUGAAAAUGUACGCAUUUUUACGCAAAGCGUACUAUCAGAAUCAGGCAAAAUAAUACUCGUUUAACUAGAUUGUUUCAAUGCGCCAGAAUCGAAAUGUUCAUUAUAAGUUUAUUUAGAAUGAAAAAAAAACAAAUGGACAUUAUUUUGUUGCUAAAAACCUAAGGUUCUAGCGUCGACGCAAAUUAUAAACUGUGAUACUUUGAAGCAUUGAUGCAAUUAAGAAAAGCUCCGUUCAUUAGAAUUAACAACGAGAAAAUGAAAAUAUAUUUAAUAAAUUAUACUCAACUUACUUGUUAAUUAUUUAAAGCAUAGUGAAACCUAAGUUUCUACAUUUAAGUAACUGAAUGAUCAAAUUAAUUCGGUGCGGAAGUAUAACGUCAUUCUACCUAAAACACGUAAUUAUAUUUAUUACGAGUUUGAGAAACUAAAAAUACUAUCAUAGAUUACAAAUUAAAGUAGUUAAAAAAAGUGGACAUUCUUUUUUCGAUACUACGACAUAAAGCUGUAUAAAAUAUUCUAUAAUAAAUUAAAAUGUAUUUAUUUAAGUAAUAUUCCGAUUUCAUGUAAGCUAUCAUCGAUUUAAAUUAUAAAAAUUUGAAAGUAUUCCAAAUUAUCUUAUUCUUUACUGUAUUUAUUAUAAUUUUUUAAUUAUGUCAAAAAGUAUGAUACUCGAAGAUUUUAAUGCCACGUUGUAUUAUAAACCGUACCUUACAAAAAAUGACGUUUUACAUUGUGAAUGCAUCUUUUUAUGGAAAUAUUUAAUUUCCUAUAUAUUAAUUUCUUUUAGCACAAUUAAUGUAUAACAUCUUGCAUCCGAUACCUUAGUAGUACAACUAUAAAAUUAUGUUUCUUAAAGCAAUAAAUUAAUAAUAGUAAUAAUUAAAUUACUAAGAUUAUUGUAUUGUAUUUGCAGUACAAAAUACA
Molecule: messenger RNA, 4609 nt
Organism: Phymastichus coffea
Lineage: Eukaryota; Metazoa; Arthropoda; Insecta; Hymenoptera; Eulophidae
Product: neprilysin-1
Exons: 19
Coding region: 758-3148 (796 amino acids)
Biological process (GO): protein processing
Cellular component (GO): plasma membrane
Molecular function (GO): metalloendopeptidase activity
Source: RefSeq, a predicted model, not a curated record